Molecule: messenger RNA, 284 nt
Organism: Racocetra fulgida
Lineage: Eukaryota; Fungi; Glomeromycota; Glomeromycetes; Diversisporales; Gigasporaceae
Source: the annotation of a GenBank genome assembly
AUAUUUACAAAGAAGAAAAACGUCGUCGUAAAGAACUUGAAAGACAGAUUGAAGAGAUCAAUGAAGCGUCUUUUCAAAACAUCAGCAGAUUACAAGAAGUUCCAGUAGACAAUACUGGCCUUAAUAAUCAAGAAGCUCUUGUUAAUAAUAUUGAGAACCUUGAUGAGGUUCAAGUUAAUUAUACUGAGAGUCUUGUUAAUUCAGAUGAAGAUGAAUUAAAUUAUUUUAAACUUCCUUCUGAAGACGAAUACGAUUUCUUAAAUUGUUCUGAUGAAUUUGAUUAA